This is a messenger RNA of Durio zibethinus, 1608 nucleotides long. RefSeq lists its product as uncharacterized. The record is from RefSeq and is a predicted model, not a curated record. NCBI's taxonomy places the organism in Eukaryota, Viridiplantae, Streptophyta, Magnoliopsida, Malvales, Malvaceae.
GGGACAUGGAUGCCCUGGAUGAGCUUCUAGCCGGCAGCGAUGCACGACUCUACUCUUGAUGACUACUCUUGAUUUAAGCUUUUGAUGCUCCUAAACAGCACAUGAUCGUCCUAGCAUUCCCCUAGUCGAACUGCUAAUUGAUUCAUUUUGCGGCCAAUUAUCUACAACAUUUUGGCCCUCUCCACCUUUGCUGUGUGGUGGAAGACAUGGGGAGGGCGCCUUGUUGUGAAAAGGUUGGGUUGAAGAAGGGGAGAUGGACGGCGGAAGAGGAUGAGAUAUUGACCAAGUAUAUUCAAGCUAAUGGAGAAGGCUCCUGGAGAUCAUUGCCUAAGAAUGCAGGAUUACCGAGGUGUGGGAAGAGUUGCAGACUCAGGUGGAUUAACUACUUGAGAGCUGACUUGAAGAGGGGAAACAUUACUGUCGAUGAGGAAGAAAUCAUCAUUCAUUUGCAUGCUACUUUGGGAAAUAGGUGGUCUUUGAUUGCCAGCCACUUACCAGGAAGAACGGACAACGAGAUAAAGAACUAUUGGAACUCUCAUUUGAGUAGAAAAAUCGAUAGCUUUAGAAGGCCGUCGAGUCAAAGUUUGCCUGUUAUCAUGGAAAUAAACAAGGACGGUAUUGCUAAGCAGAAAGGCGGUAGAACAAGUAGAUGGGCAAUUAAGAAAAACAAAAGCAACAGCACCCAGAAAAGAGCUGGCAGUUGUUCAAAUAAACCUAUGGAAAACGUCUCUGUUAAUGGAGUUGUGCCAUUGCCAUCCACCCUAAUGUUGGAAAAAGAAACCUUGUUCAACACUGCUAUAGAAGAUCGCAUGGCACUGGAUCCCUAUGAAGAAGAUAAGGAGAGAAUGAUCCCUGUUAUACUGAGUCCUCGUCAAGACACCGGAGAAGGAAUGAUGGGUUCAAGCGAGGAGAGAGAGAGCCUGGUUCUUAGCUCUGGUGAGGAAAGAACCAUAGAGAAUUCAAUGCAUUGCGCUAGUGGUAAGGUUGAGAAAGAGACUGAUAUUUUAGCAACAUUUGAAAGUAUUGAAAGCAGUGGGAUCCUUUGUUUUGAUGACAUCAUGGACAAUGAAUUGCUACAUCCAAAUGGGGAUUUGACCUUAUUAAGCGAGUGGAGAGAGAACAACAUCACUGUUACUGUUGACGAGAAAGAGAACAGUGGAAAUUUGAGCCCGAACAAAACAGCAGCUAAUAACGAGGAAAUAGAAAGUGGAAACUCUAGUGGAGAUAGUGGGAACUGGAAUUCCUCUUCUUCAAUGACUUCGUUUGAUAAUUAUAAUCUUGAUAAUCUUGAUUGGGUUUGGGAGAGUGUGGUUCAAGGGAAUGAGCUUUGGGAUGAUAAGGGGUGCAUGUCAUCUUGGCUGUGGGAGAGCGAUUGUAAUGGGAAAGGAGAGAGACAUAAAUCGGAAGAUCGUAAGGACUUCAAGAGCCAAAAUUCCACGGUUGAUUGGCUUUUCUUUUAGUGCUUUCUUCUCCUGAUCUCUUUCUUCAUGCUGCUAUCUCUUUUGCUUUCGUUUCUUAAUUAAUUGUUUGUUCACUUGGAUGUCGACAAUGAGCUAGUCGGUAGCAACAAAACCGUGUCCUUUUUUUUUUUUUUGGGUUUUUGUUUUU